Molecule: messenger RNA, 1820 nt
Organism: Eptesicus fuscus (big brown bat)
Lineage: Eukaryota; Metazoa; Chordata; Mammalia; Chiroptera; Vespertilionidae
Gene: DCTD
Product: dCMP deaminase
Exons: 7
Coding region: 84-620 (178 amino acids)
Biological process (GO): dUMP biosynthetic process; dTMP biosynthetic process
Cellular component (GO): cytoplasm
Molecular function (GO): zinc ion binding; dCMP deaminase activity
Source: RefSeq, a predicted model, not a curated record
GGUGAGCCGGCCUGAGGUCGCCGUGCGGACCGGAGGGACCCGGCCAGCGCGCCACGUGGCGCAGCCGGGGCGCAGGACCCAGCAUGAGCGACAUCCCCUGCAAGAAACGCGAGGACUAUUUGGAAUGGCCCGAGUAUUUCAUGGCCGUGGCCUUCCUGUCGGCACAGAGGAGCAAGGACCCCAAUUCCCAGGUGGGAGCCUGCAUCGUCAACGCAGAAAACAAGAUCGUGGGGAUCGGGUACAACGGGAUGCCGAACGGGUGCAGCGACGACCUGCUGCCGUGGAGGAGGACGGCGGAGCGGAAGCUGGACACCAAGUACCCUUACGUGUGCCACGCCGAGCUGAACGCCAUCAUGAACAAGAACUCGGCCGACGUGAAGGGCUGCACCAUCUACGUGGCCUUGUUCCCGUGUAACGAGUGCGCGAAGCUCAUCAUCCAGGCAGGUAUCAAAGAAGUGAUCUUCAUGUCUGAUAAGUACCACGAUAGCGAGGAGACCACCGCCGCCAGGCUCAUGUUUGAUAUGGCUGGGGUCGCCUUCAGGAAAUUCACACCCAAGUGCAGCAAGAUCGUCAUUGACUUUGAUUCCAUCAACAGCAGGCCCAGCCAGAAGCUUCCGUGAGUCCCAUCCCAUUGCACGGCCGGGAGUGGGGACCCCCUCCUCCAGGAGCCGGGGCGCCUUUCACCUGGAGUUACACGCAGCCUUCCCGUCCGGGGGGCUCUCCGAGACGCACAUCUAAAGCACGCAGAGCCUCACCUCCCCGACUCCCUCCCGCCGCCCGGAAUCUGCGUCCGAUUAAGCUGUUGCUUUAGGGUUAAGAUAACGGGGCCCUUGCCCGGCCCGUCUCGAGGGGCUGGCGCGGGGUGCCUGCCCCUUUGCGUGCUGGUUUGCUGGGGUGCAGGAGAGCGUCCCCACGCGCGCCGUCACCCACCGCACGUCACCGCUGCUGCACGCGGCGGCAUGUGCUAGGCGGGCAAAUGAUGGCCAUCGUGUCCUGCGGCAGAGCCGGCACGCUGAUGGGAACAUCUGGCCCACAUGAAGCAGAGCGGGUAGUGCCCGUGGGAACACACGGAGGGCCCGCGUGGCAGCGGCAUUGAGCUGUGUGCUUGGGAGUCCGGGGUCCCCCACCCCCAGACACCCGGAGAGGACGGCCGCUGUCGUCAUGGUGGUGGCGGAGCUGAGUUCUGGACCCUUUCUCCGCGUUGCUGUCCUGCUCCCCCCGGGGAGUGGCCUCCUGUCCCUCUGGGGGUGGGGACUCCGGUGGUUUUGUUGUUUUUUCUGACUCCUGUGUUUUUAUGUCUCAUUUGUUGUUUGUUGGUCACAUAUUACAUCGUUGUUCCCGAGCAGACAGCUCAUCUUGUCGCCCCCAAGACCACAUCCUGCUGCGGGGGCGGGGACUGUGUGGAGGGGCGGCCAUCACGGGUCAUUCCCAAGGCCACUCCCAAGGCCACUCCACAGCCUCGGAGUAAGUGAUUCCUAACCUGUAAGUGAGAUGUGCGGCGAUCCAGGUGCCUCCAGGCGGUUUUCGCCAGAUCUGGUGGCGGGGCCUCAUCUGCGCCCCCGGCUCCGGGCCUUCCUCCUCGGACACUGAUCGCACCUUCCUGUCGCUGUGAGGGUGGGGGUGUGGCUGUCUGGACACCUGUCUCUAAUCCCACUCAGUUUUUACUGAACGUGCUCAGUCAGCCCCUCUGUGAGAAAGUGGUUUCUUUACCCUAAAGGUGAUGACUAGCUUUAAAGGGCUCUUAUAUUUUUAUGAGUUUUUAUUUUGUCUCUGAGGUUUUGUACUCCGUAUUCCGGAGCAUUUUGUAAUUUGGCUCCUUA